AUGGAAAAUGAGUAAAUGUGCAAGAAUCACCCUAAAUAAUCUCUUAGUUGGAUAUGCUUGGAAAGGAAUUGUUAGUAAAGAGUGAUGUGUUCAACAUGUGCUGUUAAAUUGCAUGAUCGAAAUCACAAAUUGGAGGAAUUAUGUAAUAUUUAUGAGAAUGGAUGCUUGGCUACUUAUUUCAGUAAUAAGAAGAACUCGUCAACAGGAUUAUUACAAUUAAUAAAUGGCGAAUAGGAUAAUGUGUUUGUGAAUGAGCAAUAUGAUGAUUAUUUGCAGGAGGGGAUUGAAAGGUGUUUGAGAAAUGUUUCGAAAAAGAUCGAGGAAUCAAAGAACUAGUUGAUUUAAUAGCAUGAGAGAUUGAGAGAGGAUAAGGAAAAUGAGAGAAUGAAUUUCGUAGCUUAAUUAAGUGAAGUGGAUGAGAGAUUGAGGACAUCCUAAAAUUUGGAAGUCGAUAUUGAAGAUGCAUUUCAACAAAUCUAAUCCUUUGCUCAAAAGAAGGAGAUGGAGAUGGCCAACAAUAGAGAAAGUGCAAUACUUCUAAGGAAAAUUCGUCUGCUUGAAUUGAUGAAGGAGAACUUUCUGAAAAUGAUAAAGUCUUAUUUCCAUAACUAAUUCACAGCUGAGUUUUGUCAUCUGUUCGAUAUGCAAAUAGAGACUCUGAAUGCUCGAGAAGUAGAUGAUGUGCAAGGGUUUUUGGAUUACGUGGAUUCGAAGUGGAAACAAGACUAUCGUAACAUUCAAUUGUCGAUCGAGAAAUUUGUGGGUCGUCUGAAUGAGGGUUUGAAGUAUUGUAUAGGAAUGCCGCUGGAAAAUCAGAAGAAAUAGUUGUUAGUGCGAUCUCCGAUGAGGCAAUUCCCAAUCAAUAUUCAGACUCCCGCUUAUCAUCAAUUCACGUCUCCGAAACAAGUAGAAUUCACCAAAUCUUAAGUCAUAUAUGAGGAACCCAGUCAGAGAAAGAAUAUCAAGAUAGAACCCGUUAGUUAGAGUCUUUAAUAGUAUUAGUGA
Molecule: messenger RNA, 1005 nt
Organism: Paramecium tetraurelia
Lineage: Eukaryota; Ciliophora; Oligohymenophorea; Peniculida; Parameciidae
Exons: 1
Source: RefSeq, a predicted model, not a curated record